AUGACUUCAGCUUUCAAUAGAAAGAUAUCCAACCUCAAUCCAUCCAUCUACACAGAACUACUUAAGGUAUUGAAUAUCAUUGGAAUAGUAUUCGGUCUGACUUUUACAGUUAUUGGCAGUUUAUCACUUGUGCCAGAUAGUUUAAUUAUUCAUUUUAUUGAAAAAAUCGGACUCGGUGAAAUAUUCAAAUCCGAGGCGAAAAAGAAAGUUUUUUCCGGUUUCUUAGGAUUCGUAAAUGACUAUACAACUUCUUUAUUUCUAAUUGGAUUGACAGUGUUGUGUGUUUCAACGUUUGGACUUUUUGUAGCCGUUACAAAGAAGAGAACACUUUUAAUUGUAUAUCUUGGGCUGUUAGUUUUUCUUAUGUUUGGUCAUACUGUUGCACUUAUUAUUUACACAAUACACAGGCAUAAACCUCCUGAAUCUUUAGUUACGAAUAUGAAGAACUUAGCUGCAAACUUUGUCAGUGAAAGCAGUGAAGAUGCCUACAGUAAAGCAUUAACAUUUAUCAUGAAAAAAUUUAAUUGUUGCGGUGCAAUCAAUGGAAGUGAUUUCAGUAAUUCAUCUAGCUUUCAAAGGAGCCAAAAGGGUAAACAAUUGAAGUAUCCGCCAUUGUGUUGCAAGUCAGAUACUUCAAAAACUGGAGAACAAAAGUGUAAUUCAAAAGUUGAUACUUUCCAUAUUGGUUGUGCAAAGAGAAUCCAUGAAAAGUAUCUACGUCUUACAGAUAUAUUUGCUUAUUUAACAAUAGUUGUCUAUCUGGUUAAUAUAAUUACAAUUGUCAUGGGUAUAAUGGUUCUCAGUAUUCCUCCACAUCAAAAGCCCAAGAAGUUAUCAGGAGACAAUUAAUAAAAACACCAUUUGACAAUCUAUACAUAUGAUUAAAAUACUCCGAAGAGAAACAUUUUUACUGAAAUACU
This is a messenger RNA of Trichobilharzia regenti, 920 nucleotides long. The record is from the annotation of a GenBank genome assembly. Lineage: Eukaryota; Metazoa; Platyhelminthes; Trematoda; Strigeidida; Schistosomatidae.